Molecule: messenger RNA, 509 nt
Organism: Penaeus chinensis
Lineage: Eukaryota; Metazoa; Arthropoda; Malacostraca; Decapoda; Penaeidae
Product: small integral membrane protein 8-like
Exons: 3
Coding region: 156-443 (95 amino acids)
Source: RefSeq, a predicted model, not a curated record
UGCGAUAUCAAUUUAGCUUUAUCUUUUAAUCUUAUACUCCUCUUUACCCUUAUGGUCCCUGCAGAAGCAAUGUUUACCUCGGCUUCAGCCAAAUAAUGAAGUGGUAAAAGGUCGGAGAGAAACCCAAGAACAUUAAGGAAAAAUAGACUCAUACAAUGGGAGGCAACACAAGUUCAAAUAAGACGCCAACCUCAGAACCUACGACUUCAACCGCUGGAGAUGGCAUCAAGUCAAUCAGGACUACAAAUGUUUUCAAAGCAGUCAAUUUUGAACUUUAUGUUAAACCAAACAUAGCAGUGAUGACAUUUGGAGUUGUAGCAAUUCUUUGCAGCACAGCUUAUCUUGCGUAUAUGAAGGCAUCGAUGAGGGAAAGUAAAACUUAUGUGGCCAUUGCUGAGGAUGGAUCCCAACAAUUGACAAUAAAGAAAUCAAGAUGGGAGUGAUUACAUUGGUUAUUAAAUAGCUGUGUUUUAAUAUUGUUGUACAGAAAAUAAAACUAUUUAAUGUAU